This is a messenger RNA of Gallus gallus (chicken), 2876 nucleotides long. It is a transcript of the gene METTL18, whose product is annotated as methyltransferase like 18. Lineage: Eukaryota; Metazoa; Chordata; Aves; Galliformes; Phasianidae. Gene Ontology annotation, molecular function: protein-L-histidine N-tele-methyltransferase activity. Bases 388 to 1368 code for a protein of 326 amino acids. Gene Ontology annotation, biological process: peptidyl-histidine methylation, to form tele-methylhistidine. The transcript is spliced from 2 exons. The record is from RefSeq and is a predicted model, not a curated record.
CUCCCGCCCCUCAGGAAGGAUAUGAGGAGCCGGGGCAGGACGGCGGGCAGCUCCCUGCGGCACAGCUCCCAGUCCCAGCCUCCCAGCUCCCGCAGGAGCAACUCGAGAUCGGUUUGGGACAUGACACGCGCUCCGCUCCCCUCAGCAGCGGCGGCGGCGGCGGCGGGAAAACUCAACUCAGCGCCGCGCUCCCAGCAGCCUCUGCGGUCGCGGGGCCGCUGCGAAUCAUUCGCCUGAUUCAUUGGCGAGGCAGCGGGUUUGCUGCCCGCCGAGCGCUCAUUCCCACAGCGAAAAGUGCCCGAAAACAUCCUCUAAAAGAGCAAUACAUCAGCGCUGCUUUUAGAUGAGCACUUCUGGCUGCGACUUCCCAGCCUGGUAUUCCUGAGAAUGGAUUUUCGAUUUAAUUUUUUUCCUGAUGAAGAUGAAAGCAAAGAGCCCAGCGCUCAGCGUGAGACACAGCCGUGUUCUCCAACAGGUGAGCACAUAGAGAAGAGACUGGCAGAGACAAAAGCCUGCAUCAAAGCUGCCAAGGAGCACCAUAUCCCUGCAGAUGCCAGUAAGGUACUGGAAAAUAAAGUCCUGGAAACGGCAUCAGGGCUGUACUAUGUGAAUAUGUCUGUCGUGGAAUUGACGUGCCAGGAUGGCACCCACGAAGAAGAUAUUGUGUCCAAAAGCGUUUCUUCUCACUCUGAUCUCAUCCCGGGAGUCUAUGAGGGAGGACUGAAAAUCUGGGAGUGCACCUACGAUCUCAUGGAUUUCCUUUCUGAGGCUGAAAUCCAGUUUGCCAACAAGACAGUGCUGGAUCUUGGGUGUGGGGCUGGACUGCUGGGAAUAGUCGCCUUAAGGGGAAAUGCUGAAGAAGUUCACUUCCAGGACUACAACAGCACGGUGAUUGAGGAAAUAACCAUGCCUAACGUGGUGGCUAACUGUAUAAAUGCUGGCAAUAAGGCUGACAGCGAAGAUGAUAGAAAGAACAUUAAGCCUCCUUCAAAGAGGCGCAAGAAAUCAGAGUGCCUACCUGACAAGCUCACCAAGUGCAGGUUUUUCUCUGGAGGGUGGUCUGAAGUCAGCCAGCUCCUGUUGAGCAGCAGCAAGCCCUGGUCAAAAUACGACCUCAUUCUCACAUCUGAGACCAUCUACAACCCCGACUAUUACAGUGCUUUGCAUGAUACGCUGGCUCAGCUGUUGGCUAAAAAUGGCCGUGUGUAUUUGGCAAGCAAAGUGCAUUAUUUUGGGGUCGGUGGGGGCACCUAUCUCUUUGAAAAGUUCCUUGAGGAGAGGAAGGUGUUUAGGAGCAGCAUAGUGAAAGAAGUGGAGGAAGGGCUGAAGCGCUUUAUUUUGGAAAUAGCCUUUAAAGAUUCCACUUAAAAUGCGUUCCAGCGGUGCUCCAAAAAGAUCUUAAUAAAGACAAAAUGUUUUAAUCCUCAUGUGUAUUUUUAAAAUUUUUACUGGGUUAUUCAAAAUGGAUGAGUUAACGCAGUUCUUUUCCAGCUAUUGAACUGUUUGACAAAUUCUGAUGCUUGAGUGGAAGCAAAGGACUCUUCUGAUUCUGGUUUUGCAUAGAAAAGUACAGUUCUGCAUAAAGUAUCACCUCUUCAGCCCAUUUUGUUACUUGUAUGUGUUUAAAAAUAAAGCCAGUCACUGUUCCCAGUCUCCCUCUCACAUUCCUUGGCAGUGCCAGCGCAGCCUGAGGGCGAUCAUUUAGCUCCCUAAUAUAGUGCAAGCAGUUCUUAAGGGCCAGGCUCCCAGCUCAGCUAUGAUUUAACUGCAGCAACAAAUAUCAGAAGCAGCUGCAUACCUGUGUGCUCUGCUGUACUGCCACCAGAGGGGGAUGUGACUGUAUUUAUCACUUGUAUUCUAUUAACCAUCUGUACCACUUUCUUUUGUAAGACGUAUUUUCCAAACUUGCCUUCUUCCAUUACUGUAACUUCAGGCUGCUGGGGGCACUGCUGAAUGUUAUCAUAACUCUUCAGUCUUCUAAGCAGUUGGGCAGGGCAGCAAACUUCCAGAAAAGUCUGCUUACAAAUCACUCUUGUGUGUCCUAGGCUGAAGAUGCUCACAGUGGGACAAGACUGUAUGUUGCUGCAGAAAUUACUCUAUAAAAAAAAUGCAGACAAAACUAAAGAACUGCAAAAUCUGGACCCAGGUGUUUGGGAUCACCAACAAUUCACAAAGAAAAUACAGAAAUCUAUUUAAUGACUCCACUAGGUACAUCAAUCUUACUCCUUGUAAGGAGUACACUACUUUACUGCAGCAGUAAUACUUUGGGUGUCCCUGCAAAAAUAAAAACUUAGAGACAGUCAGCCAUUACAGUAAGCUGAGUAUAAGGAGACUGCAUAAACUCGAGGCAGAAAAGACAAUCUGAGAUGGUGGAAAAGCAAUUAUUACAACAGUGAUUUAAAUCACAUGGUAUUACGUAAAGUAAGUUCCUGUCAUUUCUGCCAACUGGAAGGUUCCUAUUUUGACCAUGUUGCUAUUAAGAUAGCCAUAGAGGAUUUCCCAUACCUUAUUGAAGAGUCUUAACUAGAAUUGUUUAUGAAACAAAAAUAAGUAGACUACUUAAAUGGAUGCUUAGGACACUACUGAAGUGCUCUCUGAUAGCAGAGAGGAAAAAAGCAGUCAGCUGUGCUAUGGCUGUGACUGCACCGAAACCUGCCAAUGACGGACAAAUGCUGACUAUGGACAGAGGAAAAAAAGAAGAUUUAGCUCUGGCACAGGUCAGUGAAGUACUGUUAACAGUUCUUAGUCAAAAAAGGGAAGUUGGAACACCACUACUACUUGCUAUUUUAUAUACCUCAGCCUGAAGACAAAUCAUUGCUGGCACAUAUUGACUGAGCACCUGCUAGGUGCUGUUUCAGAGAAUGGUACCUGAAGUA